AGGUGACUAAUAUAGGUUUGGUUGACCGAAACACAGAAGCGUCUAGUCAUCAAGUGUCCUGUACAAGAACUUAGCCAUGGGAAAAGGUGCAGGAACGUUUGAGAGGCUGUUGGACAAAGCCACCAGUCAGCUCCUGUUGGAGACAGACUGGGAAUCCAUCCUGCAGAUCUGCGAUCUCAUCCGCCAAGGAGAUGCGCAGGCGAAAUAUGCAAUUGCUGCCAUCAAGAAGAAGCUCAAUGACAAAAAUCCACAUGUGACUCUCUAUGCCCUCGAGGUUUUGGAGUCAGUGGUGAAGAACUGUGGCCAGACGAUUCAUGAUGAAGUGGCGAGUAAGCAAACCAUGGAGGAACUCAAGGAACUGUUCAAGAAACAAACCGAGCCGAAUGUCAGGAACAAGAUCCUGUACCUGAUCCAGGCCUGGGCUCACGCCUUCCGCAACGAGCCCAAGUACAAAGUGAUCCAAGAUACUUAUCAGAUCAUGAAGGUGGAAGGUCAUGUGUUCCCGGAGUUUAAAGAGAGCGAUGCCAUGUUUGCUGCAGAGAGGGCUCCUGAUUGGGUGGACGCCGAAGAGUGCCACAGAUGCAGAGUUCAGUUCGGAGUAAUGACCCGGAAGCAUCAUUGCAGGGCGUGUGGACAGAUCUUCUGUGGCAAGUGCUCCUCCAAAUACUCCACUAUCCCCAAGUUCGGCAUUGAGAAAGAAGUGCGAGUGUGUGAGCCCUGCUUUGAGCACCUCAAUAACCACCCCUCCCUCUCUCCCCCUUCCAGGAAAGCUGAAGGGAAGAGCAGCAGCAGCAGCAGCAGCAGCAGUGGACAAUCUGAUCUGCCACCUGAGUACCUGACCAGCCCUCUGGCUCAGCAGUCUCAGAUGCCCCCUAAGAGAGACGAGGCAGCGCUGCAGGAGGAAGAGGAGCUGCAGCUGGCUAUUGCGCUCUCCCAAAGUGAAGCUGAGGAGAAGGAGAGAAUGAGGCAGAAGAGCUCGUACCCUGUGUACCCCAAAGCUGACCCGACUCCAGUGACCUCCUCCGCACCACCCGUCAGCACUCUGUACUCCUCUCCUGUGAACUCUUCUGCUCCUUCAGCUGAAGAUGUUGACCCUGAGCUGGCUCGUUAUCUGAAUAGGACUUACUGGGAGAAAAAGCAGGAGGAGGUGCGCAAGAGUCCCACCCCUUCUGCUCCUGCUCCGGUGCCAUUGGCUGAACCAAUGCCAGUCAGCCAGCCAGUGGAAAGCCAUGCUCCUGUUCAGCCCAUCAACAUAGUGGAGCAGCAGUACCAGAACGGCGAAUCGGAGGAGAACCACGAGCAGUUCCUCAAGGCUCUACAGAACGCAGUCACAACCUUUUUAAACCGCAUGAAGAGCAACCACAUGCGCGGGCGCAGUAUUACCAACGACAGCGCCGUGCUCUCCCUCUUCCAGUCCAUCAACAACAUGCACCCGCAGCUGCUGGAGCUCCUCAACCAGCUCGACGAGAAGAGACUGUACUAUGAAGGACUGCAGGAUAAGCUGGCGCAGGUUCGGGAUGCACGCGCCGCAUUGAACGCUCUAAGGGACGAGCACCGCGAGAAACUGCGCCGUGCCGCUGAGGAGGCUGAGAGACAGCGGCAGAUCCAGCUUGCCCAGAAACUCGAGAUCAUGAGGCAGAAGAAACAGGAGUAUCUGGAGAUGCAGAGACAGCUGGCUAUUCAGCGUCUGCAGGAGCAGGAGAAGGAGAGGCAGCUGCGUCUGGAGCAGCAAAAACAUACCAUCCAGAUGCGUGCUCAGAUGCCUGCUUUUUCCCUCCCUUAUGCGCAGAUGCAGUCAUUGCCACCUAACGUGGCAGGCGGGGUCGUGUAUCCACCUGCUGGUCCCCCCAGUUUCCCUGGCACAUUCAGCCCUGCUGGCUCAGUGGAGGGCUCUCCCAUGCAUGGGGUCUACAUGAACCAACCUGGGCAGCCCGGAGGAGGACCCUACCAGGCCAUGCCGGUGUCGGCUACAGAUCCCAACAUGGUGAACGCAUACAUGUAUCAGACCGCAGGGACCGGUGGACAACCUGCUGCCCCUGGUCAGGCACCACCCCCGAACACCAGCCCUCCAUACACCAACUACCAGCCCACUCCCACACAGGGCUACCAGCAGAACAUGGCAUCACAAGCCCCGAGCUUGCCCCCGAUGUCCCAGCCUGCCCAGACCAACGGAAUGGCCUACAUGGGCUACCAGCCGUACAGCAUGCAGAACAUGAUAUCCGCACUUCCUGGACAGGACCACAACAUGCCCCCUCAGCAGCAGUACAUGCCUGGUCAACAACCCAUGUACCAGCAGUUGGCGCCCCCUGGAGGUCCUCAGCAGCAGGCACAGCAGCCCCAGCAGCCCCCUGCAGGCAGCGCAGAGGCUCAGCUCAUUUCUUUUGACUAAAACUCUAUUCUCACCUGAACCACCACACUACAGUCAGCCAUCUGUCUUUCCCCUUUUCCUUUUGUAACUCUACACAGUCUCUACAUCAAUCUAUUGAUAAAUUAUGGUCAUAUUACAUCUAUUGAUAAAAACGUCAGAAAUGAGAUGCUGUUCGCUGCUGGUAUCCUGAUAUUCUCUCUUUCUCGCUCACUCGCGCUCUCUCUCUGUGUACUUCUUUCCAUGUAAAGCAGAGGGAGUGAAAUGGUUCCUUGUUCCUUCAAUGCCUUUCUCCUUACGAAACCCCUGUUAGCUAGUAGUUCAUAUCCUUAAAUAUUGACAGAUUAUGUGUAUAUAUAAAAAAAGAACAUUGAAUAAUAUGUGACCCUGUCAUAUUUUUCUAAAGUCGAUCUGCAUGUGUUUAGUCCAUCUUUACGAUGUCUCCACCCUGGCCAAAUUAACAUGAUUUUAAUUACAUUCGAGAAAUGGCUUUAACAAGUCAGAGAACGAGUGCCUGAUCCAGGAUUGCAUCCAAGAGCCAGAGCUGAUCCUAGAUUAGAGUUCACUCUGGUGCUUAUUGUUAUAAAUAUGGUGUCUAAGUGCUGCCUCUCACCCAUCUUACAGACAUUUUGUCACAAAACUUUACAUUCCAAAGUAGCAUUCAGAACAGGAAUCCGAGUCCAAUUUGAAAAUAUAUGGACUUUGUGAUCCUAGCUAAUAAUCGUUGCAACAGUCAGCUUUUGGAGAUUAAAUUAAGUUAAAGUUAAUAGGACCGGUCCUGUAUAGUAUGUGCAACUUCUACAAGAAGAACUUGUGUUUUUUGAAUAAACUAAUUAGUUUCUGCCAGGUUUAACACCAGGCUUCAGGAUAAGACACGAUAAGAAAAUCUGAAAGCUUGGUCGUCUCAGUUGAAUAAAUGCCUGUGUGAGGGCCGCAGGCUAUAAAGCUGGAUCGUAUCAUGAUUCAGUUGAAGGAUCUGUCAAAUGUUGCUUUAAAAACCUGGACUUGUACUGCAUGUUUGUAACAUUCAUCGAUCAGUGAGCAGUUCUGUAACCCUUUAAUGCCGUCUCUGGACAGCUUCGUUCCAUCCUUCUGAUCUGUAUGACUCCAAGAAAGAGUUUUAAGAUUAUAUUUAAUAAAUAUCUCAUUCUUUUAUUGUGCA
This is a messenger RNA of Clarias gariepinus (North African catfish), 3527 nucleotides long. RefSeq names its product hepatocyte growth factor-regulated tyrosine kinase substrate (gene hgs). Lineage: Eukaryota; Metazoa; Chordata; Actinopteri; Siluriformes; Clariidae. The transcript has 21 exons. The record is from RefSeq and is a predicted model, not a curated record. The coding region runs from base 77 to 2389 and encodes 770 amino acids. Gene Ontology annotation, molecular function: metal ion binding; phosphatidylinositol binding; ubiquitin binding.